This is a messenger RNA of Oppia nitens, 1943 nucleotides long. RefSeq names its product bifunctional purine biosynthesis protein ATIC-like. Bases 87 to 1871 code for a protein of 594 amino acids. Gene Ontology annotation, biological process: 'de novo' IMP biosynthetic process. The transcript is spliced from 5 exons. Gene Ontology annotation, cellular component: cytosol. The record is from RefSeq and is a predicted model, not a curated record. Gene Ontology annotation, molecular function: phosphoribosylaminoimidazolecarboxamide formyltransferase activity; IMP cyclohydrolase activity. Lineage: Eukaryota; Metazoa; Arthropoda; Arachnida; Sarcoptiformes; Oppiidae.
AUAACUAAAGAUUUAUAAACUUUUUUAGUUAUUUCUUAACAACACUUUUCUCAAUUCAAUUUAUUUUAAAUUUAAAAAAAAUUUCAAUGAUGGCAUUAAAUGGAGAAUUAGCUGUAUUAAGUGUAUCCAACAAAACUGGUUUACUUGAUUUUGCCAAACGCUUGAAUGCCAUUGGUCUGAAACUUGUGGCCAGUGGUGGUACCGCUAAAUUAGUUAGAGAUGCAGGAAUACAAGUGUCUGAUGUUUCGGACAUUACCGGAGCACCAGAAAUGUUGGGCGGACGAGUCAAGACAUUGCAUCCGGCUAUUCACGCGGGAAUAUUGGCACGAAAAACACCAUCAGAUGAACUGGACAUGAAAAGACAAAAUUACCGAUACGUUAAUGUUGUGGUUUGCAAUUUGUAUCCAUUUAUUGAGACCAUCAGUGCUCCAAAUGUUACGAUUGCCGAUGCAGUAGAACAGGUAGAUAUUGGUGGGGUUACACUAUUGAGAGCAGCCGCCAAAAAUCAUGCCAGAGUUACAGUCAUUUGUGAUCCAAAUGAUUACGAAAUUGUCGCCAAAGAAUUGGAGACUAAUAAAGCUGUUUCAGAAGUGACACGAAAACAAUUGGCAGUUAAGGCUUUCAAUCAUACGGCACAAUACGAUGCGGCCAUUUCUAAUUAUUUUCGGUCACAAUACACUUCAAAUGUAUCCCAAUUGACACUUAGGUAUGGUAUGAAUCCGCACCAAAAACCGGCCCAAUUGUACACAUUUGAUGAUAAAUUGCCGCUAACUGUUGUCAAUGGAUCGCCCGGUUUUAUCAAUUUAUGCGAUGCUCUCAAUGCCUAUCAAUUGGUCAAAGAGCUUAAAAAAGCAUUGGGAUUACCGGCAGCGACAUCGUUCAAACACGUGAGUCCUGCCGGUGCCGCCAUUGCCGUACCAUUAAGUCGAGAACAGUUGAAACUAUGUAUGGUUGAAGAUAUGGAAAAAGAGUUAACACCGAUUGCUACAGCAUAUGCCAGAGCUCGUGGAGCAGAUAGGAUGUCAUCAUUUGGAGAUUUCAUAGCUCUCUCAGACAAGUGUGAUGUGGUAACCGCUAAAAUAAUUUCUCGAGAAGUGUCUGAUGGUAUUAUUGCACCAGAAUAUGAUGUCGAGGCACUGAAUAUCUUGAAAAAGAAAAAAAGUGGUUCUUAUUGUGUUCUUCAGAUUGAUCCCAAUUAUGAAUCACAAAACACAGAAAUUAGAACACUAUUUGGUCUAACUUUAGAACAAAAGAAGAACGACGCCGUCAUCGAUAAGAAAUUAUUUUCCGGAUCUAAUGUUAUCACAGAAUCAAAACCUUUAACCGAUGAAGCAAUUAGAGAUAUGAUUGUAGCGACCAUUGCUUUGAAAUACACUCAAUCCAAUUCAGUUUGUUAUGCAAGAGAUGGACAGGUGAUUGGUAUCGGUGCCGGACAACAAUCUCGUAUUCAUUGCACUCGUUUAGCAGGAGAUAAAGCAGACAAUUGGUGGCUCAGACAACACCCGAGGGUAACAAAUGCUGUUUUUAAGAAAGGGAUCAAAAGAGCGGAAAUCUCUAAUUAUAUCGAUGACUACGUCAAUGGAAAUGUCGGUAAAGAGAUGGACUUAAAUCAAUGGAAGAAUGCAUUUGAAAAUCCGCCGCCACUUCUAACAGAAGAAGACCGCAGUCAAUGGAUUAGUCAACUGAAAGGAGUGGCUCUUAGUUCUGAUGCUUUCUUCCCGUUCCGCGAUAACAUCGAUAGAGCCCAUCAGUCGGGUGUUGAUUACAUCGCAAGUCCCGGCGGUUCAACCAAUGAUGGCUCAGUCACAGAGGCCUGUAAUGAACACAACAUUACUUUAGUUCACACAGGACUCAGACUUUUCCAUCACUAAAAAAUCUGUUUAUUAGUUAUUAUAAUUUUUUAAGUAUUAAAAAUAAAAUUUCUAAUAGAAUAAAAUUUUUAA